Molecule: messenger RNA, 3839 nt
Organism: Helicoverpa armigera (cotton bollworm)
Lineage: Eukaryota; Metazoa; Arthropoda; Insecta; Lepidoptera; Noctuidae
Product: gastrula zinc finger protein XlCGF57.1
Exons: 10
Coding region: 170-2017 (615 amino acids)
Biological process (GO): regulation of transcription by RNA polymerase II
Cellular component (GO): nucleus
Molecular function (GO): RNA polymerase II transcription regulatory region sequence-specific DNA binding; DNA-binding transcription factor activity, RNA polymerase II-specific
Source: RefSeq, a predicted model, not a curated record
UUAUUAUCUGUGUUAACCAAUACGUGGCGAUGAUAGAAAUUGUUCCGAGCGCCUGAGUGAAAAGAAUAUCAAACUCUUUUUAUGUGAACAUAUUGCACUUCAUUUGGGUAGGAAAAUAAGUAAACAAUGAGAGUGUGAGAGUUAUUUAUUAAAUAAAACAUACAAAAGGAUGCCACCUAAACGGAAGUUAGGGCGACCGCCUGGGUCCAAAACGAAAAGGAAAAAGACAUCUCCUAAACAUCAGAAAAAUGCUUCAGUAGUGAUAAAGAAGAAAGAAAAAGAGUCAUCUUCUGAAACAGAUAUUGAAUAUAUCUGUAAUAUUUGCAAUAAAAAAUUCCUAACUGGUCAGGAACUGUUGAAACAUCACAAAAAUUGUAAAGCUGUGGUUCCCAUAUUAUCUGAUGGUGGUGUCAGGAAGGCAGAGUUCAGUUGUAAUGAAUGUCGCAAGAAGUUUAGAUUCCAAAAAAGUUUCAAAAAGCAUUGUUUGCUGGAGCACUCCAAGUUACCUAACAGUGUGGCUUGUGAUCAAUGUGAUGUCAAGUGUCCCACUAAGAGAGUUCUGAUAGAGCACAUCAAGAAGGUUCACGAUAGAGACAUUUAUGAAUGUCCACACUGCAAGCGUCAGUUUGUGAGACGCUCACAUGUGUUUCGACAUAUGGCACAGAGUGGAUGCGAUGGACAUGGAGGUGCCUCUUUUAUGUGUGAAAUAUGUGAGUCAAAAUUUUCAAGAAAAGACAAUUUAAUGGCCCAUAUAAGAAUGCAACAUAUAAUUCCCAAUGCUUUCACCUGCAAGCAGUGUUUAUACUCUACAAAGAAUUUUUCGAAAUUGGUUAAUCAUUGGCACAAACAUCAUUCAGAAACCCCUGAUCAAUACCAAUGUCACCACUGUAGCAAGUGGACAAGCUCACGAGCAGCGAUGACCAAGCAUCUUGAGAUACAUGGCGAGAAGAAGUAUGCAUGUGAUGUGUGCGGCUACAGUACAUAUACGAUCGAGGUGAUGCGCCGCCACGUGCUCACCCACGUCGAAGACAAGCCGUACAAGUGCACACUGUGCGGCAACUCGUACAUCCAGCGCGUGCAGCUCGCGCGACAUCUCGAGAAGCACAGCGGCAACAUGUGCCUCAAGUGUGGCAACACCUUCACCACCAGGGCCCAGUUGCUGAUUCACCUCAGAGAGCAUAUGGGACUAGAGAAAUUAUUCUGUCCGGUUGAAAGUUGUCCAUUAGUAUCAAAAGAAUUCAUCAAUGAGGCCAGCUGGCAAAACCAUUUGAAAAUCCACAUGGAUGACAAGCCGCACAGCUGCGACGUGUGCGGCAAGCAGUUCCACUCGGUGGUGAACCUGCGGCGGCACCUGGAGACGCACACGCUGGACCGGCCGCGGCGCUGCAUGUACUGCGUGUCGGCGCGCGCCUACGUGCGCGGCCUGCAGCUCAUCCGCCACGUGCGCAAGCACCACCCUGCCGUCUUCCGCGGACACCUCGCGCACGUCAGACAAGUGCUCGGAAGCAAUUCGAAUAUUUUAGACAGAGUGAAGAAGUCUGAAAUUGAAUCUAUAUUAAAUCUGUUGGACGUGGAGUCUGAUCGCAUUUUGCAAGGUUAUAGUGGAGCCGGCGUUCUGUACGGCGGGAUGCAGGACGAAGACGAGAGUAGUUCUAGCAAUAAUAAAGAGGAGAAAAUGAAAGGAAAUAGUCCACUUAUGUCAGAGGAAGAACUCACUGAGAAUUUAAGGAAGCUACUAGCCCAACUAAUUGAUAAUGAAACACUUAAUCUGUUUGGGUGGCCCGAAGAGAGUGUAGAUGUGGUGUUAGAAAAAGUGAUUGAGCAAUGCGGUGCGAAGGCCGCUGACCGCGACAAAUGGACGCGCGUGCAGCGCUUGCGCGAGAACUCGAAGCAUUUGUUCCUGUACGUGCUCGAAGACAAGAACAUCGCGCGUAUGCUCGACACGCACACCAUCGACCAGAUCAUCAAGCACAUCCUCAAGCAAGUCAGCGACGAGGAUACUAAGGAUGUCAAAUAAUGCACAGGGCAGAAACCAAAAAGUGUUUGUGCCAGAGCAAAGACAAGCGAACCAUUGUCGCCCGAGCUCACUGAAACUUGCACGUUGCUGCUGAUAAAAACACGUACCGUGAUCGCACACGGCUUCCGAUAAAAGUUAUAUUGCCAAAUGUUAUUUCAUCAAUUUAAAUAUUUUUUACAUUUUAAUUAAUUAUAGGUAAAUAAGUUUAUUAUUCCGUGAUAGGGUUUUAUGAAGGUAGAUAUAUUUUAUCAAAAGUUGGGCACCUUAUUUUUUAUUGCAAUAAAUGUUUAGGUAAAGAAUACAAUUAUAAUUUAUAGAUAGUAAAACAUUAUCGUGUACGCAUAAAAGUUUAUUGUAGAGCUGGACUGGAUAUUUGAUACAACUGUUAUACUUUUAUGAUUUUAAAGCAUUCUGUUUCUAUAUUUUCAAUUCAAAACGGGUAAUGCAUUGUUUAACCCAUUAGAAGUCAGUGUCACUUCACUGUUACAGGGACUUCUAAUGGGGUAACUAUCAGUGUAGGUAUUUAAGUUCGGCUGUAUUAUUUUACCUUUAAAUAUAAAUGAGCUCUACCAUAAAAAUUGAACAAACAACCUAUAAUAACCUGCAUUUAUUAGUAAUGAUCACAGAGUUUAUCCAAAACAGGGCUUUAUUCUUUUGACAAAAUAGAUUAUUUCUAUGUAAUCACAUAGAUAGGCUAUAUUUUGUCCACUGCUUAUUUUAACUAUAAGUUUUAAUUAAAGAUUAUAUAAUUUAAUUCAGAAUAUUAUGUUCUUUGAUCAAAAAUAUUGUUGACAAUUAUUAUUUUUAAGUUAUCAGUUAUGUCUAAUGUUUUUUUUUAAUUCUGUAUUGCUGAUCAAAAGCAGCAGAAAAUCAUGCGCUACUUAGCACCCGGGUAGGGUACCUGCUAGGUAGAACCUGGUCACAUACUAACUGCAACUUCCCAAAAGGAGGAUCGGUGUUCGAUACAUAUGUAUCCUAAAGGAAUAAAUAACAAUAAACCGAAAAAUAAUAAUAUUAUAUAAUUAAUAAUAAUUGAAAUAAUAUUAUAUAAUAAUUGAAUACCGAUAAAGUAAAACCAGCCAAGUGCGAGUCGGAUACGAAAGGUUCCGUUCUUAUAUACAUAUCUAUAAAAAUAACGCUGUGUGGCUGCUCACUAAAAUAUUUGUUUUGUUCUAAGUUAUUUUCUUUUUUUUAAAAGCAGCAAUAAUAAUACAUACUUCGUGAAAAUUACAACUGUUUGGCUGUCACGGUUCUCGAGGUACAGUCUUAGUGACAAACAGUAAAGGCCCGUUUUAACCUUGGGGUAUGGGACUCAAAAAAAUUAUAAAAUGUUGGACACUUUUUUGUUUUGUAAGUACCACCUCUGUAUUGCAAAGUGCUGAUGAUUUUCAUAAAUUUUAUGUGUGUGUACUCAGGCACCACCUAGACGAUCAAUUAAAUUGCGAAAUACAUAAAAUAACAAAAAAAAUAUUGUGCAGUUCCUAAAAAUCAUUGUUCGAUCUUCAAUAUUAUUAGCUCCAAACAGACAAUAAAUAUGCACAAUUUGACAAAUUGCGCAAUUUAAUUGUUCCUCUAACCAACAGAUAGCGUGAGUUGUCUAUGUAGGCUUAUAUUGAUGAAACCAAAAUUUUGAGAUAAAAGUAACCCCUAUUUACUUUUGUUUCAGAGAUAAAAAUUAAAUAAAAAUACGUUUUAGUGCCUUAUUAUUGAACUGAAGUGUUACUAUUUUCAAUAGCGAUGUUGUUUUAAUACUUAAUCAUUAUAUUAAAUUGUUUACGGUUAUGGUUAUAGUGAUAUUAAAUCCAUUCUUAUAAAUAGUGCA